ACCGCCCACGGUCUCUCUAAACGUUGUUGGUGUGUGCGCGGAGUGAAACAAAUCGAAUUCCUAUAAUUUCUCGUCAAACCCUACACGAUAAUGGAUCGCACUUUCUACGAGGGCUGGCUGAUUAAGUCGCCGCCCACAAAGCGAAUUUGGCGAGCACGCUGGCGUCGACGCUGGUUCACACUGAAGCAGGGCGAGAUACCCGAGCAGUUCUGCCUCGAAUACUACACCGACCACAACUGCCGCAAACUGAAGGGCGUCAUCGAUCUGGAUCAAUGCGAGCAGGUGGAUUGCGGGCUGCGGCUGGAGAAUCGCAAGCAAAAGUUCCAGUACAUGUUUGACAUCAAAACGCCCAAGCGCACCUAUUACCUGGCUGCAGAGACGGAGGCGGACAUGCGUGACUGGGUCAAUUGCAUCUGUCAGGUGUGCCACCUGCAUGACACCAAACAAUCGAAUGAGCUGCCAUUGGGCGCUGUGGGUUUAGAUGAAAACCGUACUCAGCACACAAGCUCCAGUGGCGGACUGAGCAACUCCACUCAGAAUACCACCACCACUUCGCUGCACUCCUCCGCUGGCACCACACAAGCCACACAGUCUGUCGCCAGUUCCGGAGCUGGAGGUGGUUCUACCACACAACUUCGACGACCGGCGGUCAUUGAACAGCAGCCGCUGCCCGCCGGUAACAAUAACUCGGACUCUGUGUAUGUCAACACAGAGUACAGUAAUCGCGAGUCGAUGCUUUGCGAUGGUAACUUUGAUCAGCAGGAUCUGCUCUCGGCUGCCCAGCAGCAGCCGCCGCCAUCGCCAGCCACGGCUCUAUAUUUAAAUCACAGUGCAUUGAUCCAGGCCCAGGCAGCAGCUGCAGCCGCCGAGCAACAGCAACAGCAGCAGCAGCAAGCUCGCCUGGCGGUCAGCGCUAAUGGUGUAGUACGGAAGCUACCCGAGCAUCUGGUGCUCAACCAACAAACUUUGGCUGAGGCAGCUGCCCAGCAGUGCAGUGUGCAGGCAUCGCCCGCUUUAAGUACCGCCUCUGGGCCGUAUAUACCCAUUAGUGAAUGUUUCUCGGGAAGUCCACGGUACCUGCCGGGCACUGGGCUACCUGGUGGAGUAGGACCAGGAGCAGGAGCGGGAGCUGGAGAAGUGGCCAUACCAAACAAUCCCACAACGCCGUUAAAUAACUUGGACCCAAAGUUUUAUGAUACGCCGCGUAGUCAUAAUAAUAUUGGUCUGAAUCUGACCAAUGAUCAGUCCUACUCACCGAAGAUCACCAAUUUGAGUCUGCAACAAUUGGCCAAUGCCAAUGCUAGUAAACAACGCUCGGAUUCCGAUUCGGAGAGUGUUUUCACGGAUGACGAUGAGUGGGCACAUCCUUUGCCUCUACGCGAGAAUGUGGAUCGCAGCACCAGACCCUCGGAUAGUUCCAUCGAAAACGAAUCCUUUGUGCUGACCUACUCGCAGCGUUUCUCCAAAAUGCCAGAAGAAGGCGGUGGGGGAGCAGCACAAGCGCAGUCAGUGGAAAAGCUGAAUUCCAAGCAGCCUGCAGGAGCAGCAGCUUCAUCUGUCCCAAGUGGUGACCAUCGAACGCUUGAGAAACUGGCCAAGGUGCUAAAAAACAAGAAUAAUCUCAUAUUGGACUUUAAGGAGAAUGAAAAGAUUCCCCGUGAUCUGCCGCAGCUUUCGGAUACGGAGAACACUUCCCCAGCCAUUGUGGCGCGUCGCAAUGCCCAUUCGGCAUUCAUUGAGGAAAGCUAUGACAUUCCACGCUCCCAUCAGCUGCCCUACUAUAAUGUGAACCAGCUGCUAGGCGAGCGCCCGGUGGUGGUCACCAGUCCGCACAAUAGCAAUCCCAUUGCAGCAUCUACACCGAAUCUCAUGGCCGCUACUAGUGCCGCCUUGACAGCUAGCGCAGCGGCUACCAAUCCUGGCCAGAUUCCUGUUGCAUCGCCCACCACCAGUGCGGCUCGAACCCUGCCACGCCCACACUGCUAUACAAAUGCGGCGCCCACAAAGAUGGAGGGCAAUGUAUUUCGUUAUGAUUUCAUGGAGCAAGCAGACUGUCCGCCAGUUAAUCGCAAGCUGAAGCCCAAGGUGGUGGCUGGGACGCCAGCUUUGGAGGAUAAGCCGCCAGAGGAGUUCCCGGCCAAGCCGCCGGUGGGUGUAGAGCAUUUAACCAGCAAGCUAGGAGCCGCCCAUUUGCAGCAACAGCAGCAACAGGGCGUAGUGGGACCACCCAGUGUGGAUCGAAAGUGCAAGCCAAAUGCGUACAAGCUGGGAACUUCGGCUACCAUGUCACCGGCAACGCGUCGAUCCUCUGGAGCCCCGCUCUCCAUGGUGUUGCCACAUGAAACGGAUGUUCAUUCGCCGGCGGCGGCUGCCUAUUUCCAUGAAACACGCACCCUGCCGCGGCAGCAGCAUCGUCAGCAGCAUCAUCAUCAUCAUCCCAAUAGUCCUGGUAGCAUGUCAGUGCAACAUCAGCGCACAGUUUCGGCGGUAGCUGCCAUGUCAAGCUCGGGGGGAGCAUCGGCAAAGCAACAGCAGCCGCCGGCAGAGCACAAGCUGCAGUACUUAGAGCUGGAUGUAACCAACAAGCCGCCGCUGAAUAGUUCCAGCUUGAAUGUUGGUAAUCUGUACACCCAAGGCGGCAAUGCAGCCAGUGGAGCCAUGCGAAUGUCCGUUGUGGAUGCGACCGGUGCCAGGGGUCCAAAGCCCAGCAGUGUUGUUUACAAUUCGGUGGAUUUCCUUAAGACGGAGGCAUUUAAGAGGAUACGGGAGGAGCGCAACAAGGAAAGCACCGAGAGUGGCAAGUGAUUCGCCCUCCUGCCACACAACUUGACAACGUGCAAUAACCAAGGAGACGACCGACCGACCACGUUGCUGCGGAUCCACUAGUAGUGCCUAUACAUACAAAAAUAUAUAUGAAAUAACAGUGCAAAUUCCGAUCGUCGAAUUCACAGACCAUUAUUCACUCUCACACAUAUCUAGUUUGUAAGUCUUUUAUCCUUGAAUCUGUAUUCUUCAUCCUCACCUGAAAAUCUGUGUCGUUCGUCGAUUCAUGUUUAAAUCGUGCUUCCAACACUUCCACAUAUUUAUUGUUAAGCUUUCGGUAUCAAAAUAACGAUGUAACCAUGACAAACAAGCGAUCUUAGUGCUAAUUUUACAAAUGCAAGCAUGCAAGCAAAAUAUUUAUAUAUUGUAUACACGAAUUUUAUAUGGUAACAAAUUAUUUACAAUUCAUAAAUGUAACACAUGUGUGCGACAACGCAAGCUGUAGCUUGAUAUUGUGCUUUAAAGAAAUAUAUAUACAAUAAUAAUA
This is a messenger RNA of Drosophila kikkawai, 3310 nucleotides long. RefSeq names its product daughter of sevenless (gene dos). The record is from RefSeq and is a predicted model, not a curated record. Gene Ontology annotation, cellular component: cytoplasm. Lineage: Eukaryota; Metazoa; Arthropoda; Insecta; Diptera; Drosophilidae. Gene Ontology annotation, molecular function: signaling adaptor activity. Gene Ontology annotation, biological process: signal transduction.